AUGAAUAUGAAAAUAAAUAAUAUUUUUAUAGUUUUUUGCGUAGUCAUAUUUGCGGUAGCUGCAAGUGUAGAAUUUGAAAAACAAGAUUCUAUACAUAAGCUCAUUAGGCAAACAUACUCUAACCUUUAAAGAGAGCAGGCUAAGCAUGAUCAAGAAUUCAAAAAAUUUCCCACUUAGUUUGCUAAGCAAAAAGGAUUAUACUCCUCUGACAUUAAACUGAAUUUCAUGGACUCUUCUAAUAGCUUUUUUGCUCAUCUCUUGAGAGAAUUAUUCAGUGUCUAUGAUAAUAACAUGUUUGUCACUAAUUUUGUAAUUCUUGGAUUGCUUGAAGCCUCCGAUUUAGGUCAAGUUUAACUUGAUAAUAAAUCUUUAGAAGAAGCUUUGGAUGCUUUACUCACAUUUAAGGAUAAAAACUAGAAGAAUAACACAACACCUGUUUAUAAUUUCUGGCAACAGAUUAAUGUUAAUGGUACAUGGUAAAGCUAUCCUGUUAAUCUCGAAAAUGUAGUUGAUAUCUAUAAUUCUUUACCACCAUUUAUUUAAAAGCUUUCAUCCUUGUUUGGUAUAAGCCCUGAGGAAUUAAAGCAAAUGGUAUCUUCCUUUGUUAUACCUCCUGAUAAUGACGACUCAGGUAUCAACAUCGCAUUAGGUUCUUUCUUACGUUCUCACAAAGAAAAAUUCCCUUCUUUAUACUCUAAGUGGGAGAGCUAAAAUAACGACUACGAGGGGUUUUAUUCUAUUGUUAAGAAGUAUGCUUAUAGACCUCUGACCUAACAGUUCUAAUCAAACUUUAGUACUAAUGCAUCUGAUAUAAUUGAUCCUCGUACUUACUAUUACUUACAUGAAUUUAUUUAAAAAAAUUCAGAAUAUCCUAUCUCUUUAUUUUCUACCUGGUUGAUUAACCAAAAUGAUGAAAAGUAAAAUGUUGUGAAAUAGCCAUUCCACACAAAUAAUGUAGAUUUGACUGUGAAUGCAAAUAGCUUGUUUGGCUUAAACAGUUUGCUAACUACAUUAUCUUAAGAAGAAGCUGAAAAUCUUUUUUCUAAAGAUUUAGACUUGAAAGGCCUUCAUAGAAAUGUUACUAACUUAUUGGCUUAUGGCAUAGAGAGUGGAAUUGUACUUUCUCGUCCUGAUCUCGCACUUACCUAUUAUCCUUCAGAAUAUGAUUUUUACUGGUUUGUAGCAAGGAAUGUUCAUUUAUUAAGAACAGCUAAGCAAAAUAGUAAGCUGCAUUUUGAAGAGUUAGAAUAUUGCUUAUCUACUCUAGAGGAUUCAUUACUCAAUUUUGGUAUUUAACAGCUUAUUGGCUAAUCAUAAACUGACGAUAACGGUAAUGUUUUUUGGGAAGGAUUCUUGGGUAACUAUGCAAAUAAAUCCUAUCACGAAGACAGACUUUUUUCAACUGCUGUCACUUUGAACACUCUUUUAGAUGCUUACACUUUCACUUCAAGUGAUUUAACGAAGAGAGUUUAUAUUUUAAAUACUCCAGAACAAGUAAAGAAAAUCAUUUAAAAAACUGUUGAUUUUAUUCUAUCUGUUUCUGAAAAUUAUAAAACACCAAAAAUGAACACCUUCUUUUCAGGUAGUGUAAAAGGAUUUUAAUCUUUGCCAUUCUUCUACCCAUCUAACUACGGACUAUAUUUAAAUAACGGAACUUAUAUUAAUCCUUCAACAGCUCAAAUGAGUAACAUAAGUGAUGAUUUAGUAGUUGCUUUCAAAGGUACUGUCUCAGAAUAGGAGUAUGAAUAGUAUUUAAAUCAAAAAUGGUUUAGUAUGCCAACACCUCAAAAUUUCACUGGUUUUAAUGAGCCUUAAAAUGCUUUCCCUUUCUGGUCAUCUAAAUCAAUAACAGAUGUUUUUAUAGUUCAAGCUUUAUCUAAAUAUCAAACUCUUAUAUGA
Tetrahymena thermophila SB210 is the source of this 1899-nucleotide messenger RNA. Its product is annotated as transmembrane protein, putative. Lineage: Eukaryota; Ciliophora; Oligohymenophorea; Hymenostomatida; Tetrahymenidae. The record is from RefSeq and is a predicted model, not a curated record. The transcript has a single exon.